AUGGUUGACGGAGUGCAUUUCACCGUAGAGUCCACGCCGUGGCGUGAUUUGGGUUGGAAAGCCAUUGCCUCGAACAUCAGUGACGUUGCGGCCAUGGGUGGGACACCCGCGCUUGCGUUGGUCACGCUGGGCUUGCCGCCUGCAACGCCGGUCGAUGAUGUCAAAGAGCUGUACGUCGGAAUGACGGAAAUUUGUCGGGAAUUCGGAGCGCGCGUCAUUGGCGGUGACAUGGUGAGAUCGCCGGUGACGUUUGUUACGGUAGCCCUGACUGGUAUUGCGACUGGCAAUCCAAUGGUGCGAACAACGGCCAAGCCAGGUCAUCUGGUGGGGGUCACCGGCACCAUAGGUGGGUCGGCGGGUGGGCUGCGGGUGUUGCUGGAUCAAAAUGGCGUCGCCGGUUGGGCGGCAGAUGAACUCAGGGCGAUCCACCGCCGCCCGCGCCCGCAUGUACCGGAAGGGCAAACGCUGGUAACCAAUGGGGUGGACUCGGCCAUGGACGUCAGCGACGGGUUGGCGGAUGAUCUGGCGAAGUUGUGCGUCGCCAGCGGGGUGGCAUGCGAUCUUUGGGCCGAAAAAGUGCCGGCGCACCCGGCGCUUAAAACCGUGUUCCCCGGAGACUGGCUCGACCUGGCGCUUUACGGCGGGGAGGACUAUGUUCUGCUGUUCACUGCGGAACCGCAGGUGAUGAGCGCCGUAAUGGACCUGUUGCCCGAUGACGCGGCGGUCAUCGGGGAGAUAACCGAUGGACCGGCCGGGACGGUCAACGUAUGGGGACCCGAUGGUUCCCCCCAUCUCCGCGGUGGAGCGGGGUGGGAUCACUUCAUUUGA
Geodia barretti is the source of this 828-nucleotide messenger RNA. NCBI's taxonomy places the organism in Eukaryota, Metazoa, Porifera, Demospongiae, Tetractinellida, Geodiidae. The record is from the annotation of a GenBank genome assembly.